Mugil cephalus (flathead mullet) is the source of this 3531-nucleotide messenger RNA. RefSeq names its product multiple epidermal growth factor-like domains protein 9. The record is from RefSeq and is a predicted model, not a curated record. Gene Ontology annotation, molecular function: extracellular matrix structural constituent. NCBI's taxonomy places the organism in Eukaryota, Metazoa, Chordata, Actinopteri, Mugiliformes, Mugilidae. Gene Ontology annotation, cellular component: basement membrane. The transcript is spliced from 6 exons. Bases 139 to 1962 code for a protein of 607 amino acids. Gene Ontology annotation, biological process: axon guidance.
GUUGACUGCGGUUCAUAGGGCAACAAACAGCAGCGUAGUACACCAGCCGGGACACACCGAUGGUGGAGUACGCGUCCAUUCAGGGAACGGUCUGAGAGAGACCAUUACUGGGGCUUACAUGGAGAGCUGAAAGUGAAUAUGAGGUUAACGUCCUUAAUGAUGUACAUAUCUCCGGCCCUGAUAUUUAUUUUGUAUGUAUGUAUUGGAUUUUCCGAAGCUGCACCCCGCAUCAGUGCCUACGAUGCGUCGCCUAUCUCCAGGAAGCUCGGCUCAGCCUCCGACCCCUGGGAGACCUUCCACACCGAUAUGCCUCGUCCUGUCGGGCCUCCGGCCGGACUCUCGCCGUCGCCUGGCAUCGUUUCACCCGGAUCGAGCCCCGUCUCUAAACCUGCAACCACCUCCCAGCCUCCAGCAGCGGACCCGAUCACUACAACCACCACCACCACCACCACCGCCACCCCUGACACUGGAAUAAUCUCAGACACUAAGGAACAAACAACAGCGCCCGUUUCUAGAUUAACCGGCGCACGCAAACGGUCCACGGAUGCACAAACAUCACUUUUCACCCCGGAGAAAAUGCUGCAGACCAUGGUCUCCAUGGUCUCCCAGCGUUCAGCAAACGAUGCCUGGGCUGCAGAUAACACGGGCACAUCUGUUACCUCAGUAGAGAAUAUUCAAGAGGGUCUUUGUAACUGCAGCAGUGGUGUAGAGGGGAUUAUGGACCCAGACGAGUGCGACCAUAACACCGGUCAGUGUUCCUGUUUGAUGGGCUACACUGGUCUGCAGUGUGAGGACUGCGAGGAGGGAUACUACACCAACGGCACCAGCGGCUGCCAGCCCUGCGGCUGCGACUCAUUCGGUGCAGUGAGCCACCUCUGCGACAGCUCAGGGAUAUGCGUGUGCAAGACGGGAGUAUACGGACCCAAGUGUGAUGAAUGCCACCCAGGUUUUUUCCACUUCAGCAGCACAGGAUGUCGGCCCUGCCAGUGUAACAACCGCACAAACUACUGCCAUCCCCAGUCUGGAGUGUGUCUGAACUGUGAGGGCAACACCCAAGGAUCAAACUGUGAGGAGUGUAAGCCUGGUUUCUACCACAGCAACGGAGCUGCCCUGACCGAAGCCUGUGCACCUUGCCCCUGCUCCAACUCCACCUCCACCGGCACAUGUCGCAACGAUAAUGGCUCUGCAGUGUGUGACAAGUGCCUUCACCGGUACAGCGGCCCACACUGUGACGAGUGCAGUGCUGGGUUCUACAAAGCCUCUGGAGCUUGUGUCCCAUGUGACUGCAGUGGAAAUGCAGACCCUCAGGAUCCUGCCAAGCUCUGUCACCCCGACACUGGCCACUGUCUCAGCUGCAUCAACAACACAGCUGGACCCCAGUGCCAGCUCUGUGCUCCCGGCUUCGUAGGGGAUGCUAGAGCUCAUAACUGCACCCGUCCAUCAACCCGGCUCAGUCCCACCCAAGCAGUUACAACCACAACCGAAGUCCCUACAUCCAGUACAUCAUCCACAUCUCACACCAGCACCACUUUUACUUCCAACACAGCUGUAGGGAUUCCAGCCUCCACAUCCAGCAGCAACACUAGCACCACUCUGCGCACUGCCACCACCACCCAGGCCCUACUGACAAGCCUGAACAGCCCCACUGACAACACCACGGCAGCCCUGACCGAAGUCUCCUGGACACAGUUCAACAUCAUCAUCCUGGCCGUGAUCAUUCUGGUUGUGGUGCUGCUGCUGGGCUUUGUGGGAGGCGUGUACACCUACAGGGAGUACCAGAACCGCAAGCUCAAUGCGCCCUUCUGGACCAUCGAACUGAAAGAGGACAACAUCAGCUUCAGCAGCUACCAUGACAGUAUCCCCAAUGCUGACGUGUCAGGCCUGCUGGAGGAUGAGGCAAACGAGGUGGCACCCAAUGGUCAGCUUGCACUCAACACGCAGGGAAAUUGCUACAAGGCUUAACGCUCCAUCAGCCCCCCGAACCAGACAUCUAAAUUUACCCAUGACACAAAAGCUGCUGGAAAGGAUCAAAUCCAAAGCUCUUUCAUGUAUGACUGCUUAUUGUUACCCUGCUUGUCUGCGGCAUUCGCAACACUUGGCACACUGACAGAGAAGAAGCAGAUUUGAUCAAAGAUGUGGAAAAGAGACGCAGAGUUUCCACUUGAAACGUUUUCCUUUUUAUAUAUGAUUUUGUGUGGAAUGGGCGAUCAGUGAGACGGGAUCCAAAGAAAAGUUUUGUUUUGAGUUGUGCAGAUUAGUUAGGGUAAUUGGCAUGGCGUAAGACGGGUGCAAACCAUACACCCGUUUACUGAAACAAUGAUCCUGACACAAGUUAGAGGACUUACUGGUGCAAAGCAUUUCAGAUAUUUUUUAAAUGGACGUGACUGUUUAAGUUAACUGGAUCACUACUACAGUGAUCUUAAUCUGAGACAAUGAUUGUUAUUUAAUGAAUUUUUAUUCUGUUCUUAUUUAUUGAUUGACGUUUCAUUCUCGAGAGAAAUGCUGCACAUGUAUGACGUGUUUAUUCAUGGUGUUUUGUGCUGUUGAAUGGUAAUUUAAAUUGGCCAAUAGAUUUUCCUGUAUAGUUUGUGUGUUUGCGGAGGGAGUCAAAGGGGAAGCUGAGGACUGCUGACACAAGCAUUUUAAUGACCUCAUCUUUUGUUGAUAGCUUCCUGUCUUUUGUUAAAGCGUGCCAGCUCACCUGAAGUAUUUAAGAGGAGUGUUUCUGUCAAAGAAACAGAAACUGUUAUUUGUAAACUCUCACCACUUGUCACUACUGCAGUGACACAUUCUUGGCUUGCAUAAAUACUGUAUUCUCAUCAUUUAACCUGCUCUUUGCUGACUACCUCAGCAAAAUUUGAACAUACCAUUUGUGAAAUAGCUCCCAUAUAUGCAGAGGGUGAGUUCUGUGACUCCUACAAUAAGACCAUUUGACCUCUAAAAUGAUAUUAGUGUUGAUACUGUUGUUAUGGAGAAGAAAUGGCAGAUAGUAAAAUAAUAAUGAUAAUAAUAAUAAUAAUAAUCAGCUUUCCGGUUGCUCUUAUUACCUAUACUGAAAUUGCAUCAGCUACACCACUGAGUUGUUGUAAAAUCAGUGCACAUCACAACUGAUCCUGGAUACAGAUCCCAUGUUUUCUGUGUUAUUUAGGCUACCACUGGUUGGGUGCGCUUCUUUUUACAACGGUGAAUGAGUAAAGCUAAUUAUGGAACUAACUCCUCAGGUACUGGCUCUUUCCCUAAUGUGAUCACCUGUAAAUAUUAUUAUUGUACAGAUGAAUGUGAAUAGUAGCACUAUUAUUGUACAGGUAGAAUACUGUGUGUCACUCAGCCAACUCUCUCACUCUCCAGGGUGUGAUGUUGCAGUCAGCCCACAGCUUUUUGUAUUUUUUUUUUUUUCUUAUCCGCAGUGGACAAAUAUACGCAGCUGCAGGACUAAGAUGCACCCUUGACUCAUAACAGUGGAUAAAAACAAUGUAAAUAAUUCCCCCAAAGUCAGAGCUCAACUCUCAAAUAAAAAUGGGUUUAACUGUU